Molecule: messenger RNA, 2931 nt
Organism: Urocitellus parryii (Arctic ground squirrel)
Lineage: Eukaryota; Metazoa; Chordata; Mammalia; Rodentia; Sciuridae
Gene: Prima1
Product: proline rich membrane anchor 1
Source: RefSeq, a predicted model, not a curated record
CCUCUCUUCUCUGCCCCGAAGAUCGGUUGGGGCCGCCACCAGUUCGCCCCACCAGUGGGCGCCGCGGGUCGAGAUGCUCCUCCGGGACCUGGUGCUGCGCCGUGGCUGCUGCUGGCCCUCGCUGCUGCUGCACUGCGCGCUCCACCCGCUCUGGGGCUUCGUGCAGGUGACGCACGGUGAGCCCCAGAAGUCCUGCUCCAAGGUGACGGACACUUGCCAACACAUCUGCCAGUGCCGGCCCCCGCCUCCGCUGCCCCCGCCGCCCCCGCCCCCGCCGCCCCCCAGGCUCCUCUCCGCCCCAGUUCCCAACUCUACCUCGUGCCCCGAUGAGGAGAGCUGGUGGUCCGGGCUGGUGAUCAUCGUGGCCGUCGGCUGUGCCGCCCUGGUGUUCCUGACCGUGCUCGUCAUCAUUUGCUACAAAGCCAUAAAAAGGAAACCACUGAGAAAAGAUGAAAAUGGCACCAGCAUUGCCGAGUACCCCAUGAGCUCCUCCCAGAGCAACAAAGGGGUGGACGUGAACAGUGCGGUGGUGUGAGUCUACCCCCAGGCCCAGACCCGAUGGCCACAGGGACACCUUGGUGGUACUAGUGGACAUGGGAAGCCAAGUGGACACAAGCUGACUCCAGCUUGCCCAGGACUCCAUUGUCUUGUAGGCUUCGGGCCUUCUGAGGAGAACCCACCCUCUUCCCAGGCCAGCCCCGGCCAGCCCUCAGGCAGGGGCUGCAUGGACAUCAAGCUGAGCCUGGCCCCUGCAUGCAGCGCUGGGGCAGCGUCACACCUGAGGCUUCCACCUCCUCCUCAUCUUAUAUUUGGUCCCCUGACUGUCCCCCAGCUGCUACCUGAAGCACGCACUCUGAGGAAGACAGAGGGUCUGCCUGCUGGCCUGGGGAGGUGCCCCCUCUUUAGCCAAAAGAGAAGUGAUCCAAAGCCCGCCCCAGGCCCCGAACCCCUCCUCCAGGAAGCCCACCUGCUUCUCUGUGAACAUCCCAACAGAAGCCAUCGACACAGCCAUGAUACAGACKUCCCCUUUCAACGGUGCUUCCCACCCAUCUGUCCUUACCCCCCUUCUAUCGUCUUCAGUCUUCCCGGCCUGCUCCACCCUCUGUCCCCAGCCACACCUGGGUCCCGAGGUCCUGUCUGCCUGCCAUGGGGUGGUGAGCCCCACCUGCAGAUCCCCUAGAAGCAGCCAGAGGGGCUCGUCCACUCUGAGGCGGUGUGUCCCAGGAGCCUAGGCCAGGCCACGGCCACGGCCCCUGCACCUGCUCCCAGCCCCACACCUGGUCCCACAGGAACGAGCCCCCGUGUGAGCCAGGCCUUGCUGCAGAGGCAGAACCACCACACAUGCAGAUCCUCUGUGUCCCCCAGAGUCUCCCAAGGCCUGACCAUGGCACCCAGACCCUCUCCUGAGAGUCCCCAGAAAGAGGUGUUUCUGCCCAGUUUCUCCCUGUGAAUGUCUUCUCUGGGUCCCGUCCUCCGAGAGUCUCGAACCCUCCUGAGGGUGGGAAGGGAAAGGAGGGACCCUCCAGGCUCAGGGAACCCCCAGCCCUGCCAGCUGUUUCCAAGAUGGUCACCUGCCCUAGGGGGCUCAUUGCUGCGUCCUGGGAGGCCUGGAGAUUGUGCAUCCCUUGACGGUUAGGAGAGCACUGUGACCCCAUGGCUCCCUGCGUCACCCCCACACUUGCUCAGAAACUACUGGCCAUGUUCAAUGGCAGCACCCACUGGCCUCGUAGGGAUUAACUGGUUGCACCUGCUUUGCCACCUAAGUCACCACUGAGCUUCUCUGGCCAGUGUUUGGGCUGCAGGUGAGACUUUCAAAUCCAGGUAAGACUGUCAGCCGUGAAAAUCAGCCCCCAUUUGGGCUGAAAUGUCAUUGUCCUGGAGCCCAUGUGCCGCUGGAGCCRUGAGCCACUCUCCUGCCCCAGGCUGAUGGGCACAGCCCUGGGCAUGCCCUCCCAUGGGGGCCUUGUCUUCCUUCCCUCUCUUGGCUUGAGGACUUGGCUUGGGUUUGGACCUGGAUCUUGCUUCCCCAGCACCUAGGCAUUGGCACAGGGCUGCCUGUGGCCUUCAUGCUGGCUGCCCCUGUGCAGCACUCUAGGGACACAGUACUUGGUGACAAGCAGGCCAGAGGAAUAGGGGUAGGGAAGGUGAGAAUGCAGCAGAUCCCCCAGGGCACAUCCCCAUGGCCUGCACCUCCUGUGGUAUGCAAGCCACCGGUGUCCUGAACAGAUGCCUGGGGAGAUGCCCUAAACUCAUGCCACCUGGCCCCGCGMUACUCAGAAGCUCCAGAGCCAUGGGAGGUACCUUCAGCUGGAGGGAGGCCUGUGGCUACAGGGUCCUGGAAGGCUGGACCAGACCCAGGGAGGUUCAGCAUGGUGCAGCUUUCCAUGCCCACCAGGUACCACUGUCCCCAACUUUGGCUCAGGCCUAGCCCAAAUUUGACCUUUGGCCUACAGGAACCGUGACUGAGCUGUCUGUUGUGCUUUGGCCUCUGAGACAUCCAGGGCUUGGGUUGGCACGUGAACCCCCUCACCUUUGCUUGUGAAAUCCCUUCUUGCCCAGGGAGAGAAAACCCAGGAGGAGCCCCCCUUGUCAAAAGGGUUCACUGGAGAGCAGCCCCCCACCCAGGGCUGGCCAUUCAGAGGAUACACAAUGCAGAGAGUGAGGCCACCAGAAAUUUAGCCCUAAGACCAAAGGGCAUGUGAGCUCAGGACGUUUUGCUUUAAAAUGGAUCUGUGGUGCUCAAUGCAGGCCCAUCCUCAGAUGAGGCCGGGCUCAGAGGCCAAGGAGGAAACGCAUGCUCCUGAGCAUUUUCUCAGAUGUCUUCAGCCAUCUUGAUGGGGAGAAAACCAAUGGCAUUUAGGAUCUGCCGGAGUCAUCAGGUGUUCCUAGAAGCUUCUAGAGGAAGUUUGGGAAGAAAGACUAAUAGGUGUA